UAAUUAUUAAAUGAAAUGUAUGGUUCUCCUAUCGCUUCAGCGGGAAUAAUAUACGUGGACAAAAUCGCCGAGACGGGCAACUGCUACUGGGUUUCGCCGUGGCAUGUGAACGCAUGGAGAUAUGCCAGGGAUGACUGCUAUCUAUCAUUCGCGGAACUGCUAAUAAUCGAUAGCGAGAACGAGCGGCGUAUUGUGCGCGAAGUGUUGGUGCAGAACUUAGAUAUUUAUAAUAGGCUAACUGACGUGCUGUGGGUGGGCAUUAGCCGUGACUACUACAGCUACGUGUGGAGCACCGUGGAAGACGAGUUGCUGGACGAGGGGUUCGCGCCGUGGGCGGUUGGCCGGCCCAGCGGCCACCAGUAUCGGACAUGUGGCUCCAUUCGCAAGUACGACGUCCACUACUAUGACGACUUUUGUUUUAGCGAUAUUUAUGAUACGCGGUAUUAUAGCGAACUACAUUCUACACAUUUCGUCUGCAAGAAGCGCGUGGUCAGCGAGCUCCUGCGGUACACUUGAAUGACGACGAGGGGAGCCCUACCACGAGGGCUAAUAAUAGAUAAUAAAAAGUUAAAAUUCA
Molecule: messenger RNA, 577 nt
Organism: Cydia splendana
Lineage: Eukaryota; Metazoa; Arthropoda; Insecta; Lepidoptera; Tortricidae
Exons: 3
Coding region: 16-516 (166 amino acids)
Source: RefSeq, a predicted model, not a curated record